This is a messenger RNA of Larimichthys crocea (large yellow croaker), 1717 nucleotides long. Its product is annotated as voltage-gated potassium channel subunit beta-3. Gene Ontology annotation, biological process: potassium ion transport; regulation of potassium ion transmembrane transport. The record is from RefSeq and is a predicted model, not a curated record. The transcript is spliced from 15 exons. Bases 393 to 1643 code for a protein of 416 amino acids. Gene Ontology annotation, cellular component: membrane; cytoplasm; voltage-gated potassium channel complex. Gene Ontology annotation, molecular function: voltage-gated potassium channel activity; transmembrane transporter binding; potassium channel regulator activity. NCBI's taxonomy places the organism in Eukaryota, Metazoa, Chordata, Actinopteri, Sciaenidae.
CAGACACACACACAGACACACACACACACACACACAGACAGACAGACACCGACACACACACACACAGACACCGACACACAGAAGUUUCAGUGUGUCUACAUUGAAGGACGAGGAGAGAAGGAGACGAGGAGAGAAGGAGACGAGGAGAGAAGGAGACAUGGAGAGAAGGAGACAUGGAGAGGAGGAGACAUGGAGAGAAGGAGACAUGGAGAGGAGGAGACAUGGAGAGAAGGAGACAUGGAGAGAAGGAGACAUGGCCUGUUGCUUGCAUGGACUCGUGUUGAGAUGACUGGUGACACGCUGCCCUCUGCUGGACACAGACAGCACUACAAGCUGCUCACUGAUGAUCUAUGCCUCUGCAGCAAUGAUCUCUGGGAGUUUGAGUCCACUCCAUGUUUGCAGGCCGAGCAUCGGUGUCGGGAGCGGCGACUGGAGGAAAAGGCGGGAAAUUUUCGGUGGAGGAGCUGUACGGGUUCAAUAAGAAGCGUAAGGUGAACAAGGGGCAUUGUGGGACAUCAGAGACUACAGAAAAAGAAGAAUCUGUGCUGAAGUCUCAGAUCCUCGAGGCAGCGAGGACGCUGAUGGAGAGACGUCGACUGGAGAUUUACCUGAAGGAGUGUGAUGUCACCCUGGAGUCGAGCAACAUGCCAUACAGGAAUCUUGGGAAAUCUGGACUGAGGGUGUCCUGCUUAGGACUGGGAACAUGGGUGACAUUUGGCUCUCAGAUCUCUGAUGAGAUGGCAGAGAGUGUGAUGACGUUGGCAUACGACAGCGGGGUGAACUUGUUCGACACGGCAGAGGUUUACGCGUCCGGCAGGGCAGAAACGACUCUGGGAAACAUCCUGAAGAAGAAAGGAUGGAGGAGGUCCAGUUAUGUGGUGACCACCAAGAUCUACUGGGGAGGACAGGCAGAGACCGAGAGAGGGUUGUCACGGAAACACAUCAUCGAAGGACUGCGUGGAUCUCUCUCCAGGUUACAGUUGGACUAUGUGGACAUCGUCUUUGCCAACAGGAGUGAUAUCGAUGCACCAAUGGAGGAGGUGGUUCGUGCGAUGAGCUUUGUCAUCGAUCAGGGUUUGGCCAUGUACUGGGGAACGUCUCGCUGGAACGCUGUGGAGAUCAUGGAGGCGUACUCGAUAGCCCGACAGUUCAAUCUGGUCCCUCCGGUGUGUGAACAGGCUGAGUAUCAUUACUUCAACAGAGACAAGGUGGAACUACAACUCCCAGAGCUGUACCACAAGAUAGGUGUUGGAGCAGUCACCUGGUCUCCGUUGGCCUGUGGUCUUCUGACAGGAAAAUACAACGAGGGAGUACCAGAGAGCUGCAGAGCUAACAUCAGGGGCUAUGAUUGGCUGAAGGAGCGUGUCUUCAGCGAUGAAGGGAAGAAGCAGCUCAGUAAAAUCAGAGAGCUCCACCUGCUGGCUGACAGACUGAAGUGCACUGCUGCUCAGCUGGCGAUAGCGUGGUGUCUUCGUAGUGAGGGUGUGAGCUCGGUUCUUCUCGGCGUGUCGAACACGGAACAACUGUUGGAGAACUUGGCUGCUAUCAGGGUUCUAACUCAGCUGACUCCACCCCUCAUCACCGAGAUGGACGCGUUGCUCGGCAACAAGCCGAGAAACAGCAAGAAGGAGGCGAGGAGCUGAGGAGGAGGAAGAGGAGGUGGAAGAGAAGGAGGAAAAGGGGGAGGAUGAAGAAGAGAAGGAGAAUUAUGAGGAGG